AUGCCCCCCAAGGCCGCCGACAAGAAGCCCGCCUCUAAGGCUCCCGCUACCGCCAGCAAGGCUCCCGAGAAAAAGGACGCCGGCAAGAAGACCGCUGCUUCUGGCGAAAAGAAGAAGCGCUCCAAGACUCGCAAGGAAACUUACAGUUCUUACAUCUACAAGGUCCUGAAGCAGGUCCACCCUGACACCGGUAUUUCCAACCGUGCCAUGUCUAUUCUGAACUCGUUCGUCAACGAUAUUUUCGAACGCGUUGCUACUGAGGCAUCCAAGUUGGCGGCUUACAAUAAGAAGUCAACCAUUUCUUCCCGAGAGAUCCAGACAUCCGUUCGGCUCAUCCUACCCGGUGAACUUGCCAAGCACGCUGUCUCAGAGGGUACCAAGGCUGUCACCAAGUACUCCUCGUCCACGAAAUAA
Molecule: messenger RNA, 414 nt
Organism: Metarhizium robertsii ARSEF 23
Lineage: Eukaryota; Fungi; Ascomycota; Sordariomycetes; Hypocreales; Clavicipitaceae
Product: Histone H2B
Exons: 3
Coding region: 1-414 (137 amino acids)
Biological process (GO): nucleosome assembly
Cellular component (GO): nucleosome
Molecular function (GO): protein heterodimerization activity; DNA binding; structural constituent of chromatin
Source: RefSeq, a predicted model, not a curated record